Molecule: messenger RNA, 648 nt
Organism: Syzygium oleosum
Lineage: Eukaryota; Viridiplantae; Streptophyta; Magnoliopsida; Myrtales; Myrtaceae
Product: protein NUCLEAR FUSION DEFECTIVE 4-like
Exons: 1
Coding region: 7-648 (213 amino acids)
Cellular component (GO): membrane
Source: RefSeq, a predicted model, not a curated record
AGAACGAUGCCUUCAUCAUUGGCCCAGUGGCUCUGCCUCGUGGCCGUGAUCUGGCUCCAGACCAUCGCUGGGACGAACACCAACUUCCCGGCAUACUCCUCGCAGCUCAAGCAAGUCCUCUCCAUCUCCCAGGUCCAGCUCAACAACCUCGCCUUCGCCUCCGACGCGGGCAAGCUGUUGGUGUGGUUCUCGGGGAUCGCUGCGGUGUACCUCCCGCUCUGGCUCGUCCUCCUGGUGGGCGCGUUGCUUGGGCUUGCCGGGAACGGCAUCCAGUACCUCUUCGUGGCUGGCAAGGUCGCCUCGGUCUCGUACCCCGGGAUGUUUCUCCUUGCCGUCCUCGCCGGGAAAAGCAUCUGCUGGAUCAACACGGUGUGCUACGUGGUCGCGAUCGACAACUUCCCACUUCACCGCCAGCUCGCUGUCGGGCUCACCACCAUCUACCAAGGGCUGAGCACCAGUGUCUACACGGAUAUAGUUGACGCCGCACUCAACAAGCGCGGCGGGACUGGGGCUAGAGCUAAAGCAUAUCUGCUUCUCAACUCAGUCCUGCCAAUGGCCGUGUCGCUAGCCACCGCGCCUUUAGUUCGGGUUGUCAAUGCAGACGGUCCAGGGGCGGGCAAAAAUGCGCACGUCCAUUGGCAGGACUGA